Messenger RNA from Alnus glutinosa, 561 nucleotides. RefSeq lists its product as uncharacterized. NCBI's taxonomy places the organism in Eukaryota, Viridiplantae, Streptophyta, Magnoliopsida, Fagales, Betulaceae. The transcript has 2 exons. Bases 1 to 561 code for a protein of 186 amino acids. The record is from RefSeq and is a predicted model, not a curated record.
AUGGAUCAAUAUGGUUAUGACAUGAAGGCUUUGAGCAACCUUCUUAUUAAGGCGGAAAAGAGAGGUGUUAUUACUGGGGUUCCAACUUCCCCGAGGGGUCCUCGCCUUAGCCACCUCUUUUUUGCAGAUGAUAGCUUGCUCUUUUGCAAAGCUAACUCGGUAGAAUGGAGACGUUUGUUGAGAAUUCUUGGGAUCUACGAGGCAGGCUCGGGUCAGAAGCUUAACCUGCAUAAGACUUCUAUAUUUUUUAGCUGGAAUACUAGUGUGGAACGACGACAAGAGAUUCUUCAACAAUCAGCAUUACAGGAGACCCAACGGUUGAACACAUAUUUGGGCUUGCCCUCCUUUGUUGGAAAGUCGAGGAAGCAAGCUUUUUGUAAUAUUUUGGGGAGGGUCUCUCAGAAACUAGGUAAUUGGAAAGUAAAAUUUUUAUCCCAGGCAAGUAAGGAGGUUCUUUUGAAGGCGGUGGUACAAGCAAUUUCCACCUACAGUAUGGGAGUGUUCCAAUUGCCGAUCUCUUUGUGCAAGGAAAUCAACAAGCUGAUGCAGGAAUUUUGGUAG